Dracunculus medinensis (Guinea worm) is the source of this 2814-nucleotide messenger RNA. The record is from the annotation of a GenBank genome assembly. NCBI's taxonomy places the organism in Eukaryota, Metazoa, Nematoda, Chromadorea, Rhabditida, Dracunculidae.
AUGGUUGAAAAUAGAGCAGUUAAAGCGGAAAACGAAAAUAUUUCGUCGGAUUCCAAAGAAAAAACUAUGGGAAAAAAGAAAGAAGUAAAAGAUGAUAAAAAAGAUGAAAUGACUGAGGAAGAUAUCAAACUUCAAAGUGAUCUUGAAGCAUUGGUGGAAUAUUUAGAUAGCUCCAACACCUCACAACAAAUGCAAUCGUUAGAAUCAAUGCGUACAAUCAUAAGAGCAUCAACUACUUCAAUGACAUCGGUUCCAAAACCGCUGAAAUUUCUACGUCCACAUUAUGCGAAAAUGAAAGAAAUUUAUGAAAAAAUGGCCGAUGGAUUGGCUAAGAAGCAUUGUGCAGAUAUCAUUUCUGUGUUAGCGAUGAUUUCUGAUGAAAAAAAUGAUUGUAUUAAUUAUCGAAUCAAAGGAACUCGUGAACCAAUUGGUGACUGGGGUCACGAAUAUGUCAGGCAUUUAUCUAUGGAAAUGGCUGAAGAAUAUCGUCUUUAUGCAAGUGAUAUGACUUCAGCAGGUCAGCAGCAUCUCGAUGAAUUAGCUGAGCUUGUUCGUGAAAUAGUUGUUCAUAAUUUGAAACAUAAUGCUGAAGUUGAAGCAUGUGACUUAUUGAUUGAAAUUGAACGCCUUGAUUUCUUAAUCAGAUAUGUUGAAGAAGUCGAUCAUUCACGAGUUUGUCUAUACUUGUUAAGCUGUUCACCUUUGACUCCCGAUCCGGAUAAUCAUUGCCUAAUCAGGACAGCGCUAGAUAUUUACUCCAAGUUCAACAAACAUUUUGAGGCGUUGCGCUGUGCAAUAAUGUUGAACGAUGUGGAUGCGAUGCGUAGUGUCUUUCUGGCUACCAAGGAUCAAUCUGUCUUAAAACAAAUGGCUAUUCUUCUUGGUCGACAACAAAUAUUUCUUGAUAUGAAUGGUCUGGAAAAUGAAGAUAAAUUGGCAGAACUGAAUUCAAACGCCAAUCUUCAUACAUAUUUUCAUUCGUUAGCUAAGGAAUUAGAUAUCAUGGAACCGAAAACACCGGAAGGCAUUUAUAAAAGUCAUUUGGAGCAAAGCCGUCCAUUCACUAGCGCUUCUACUCCUGACAGUGCAAAGAUGAAUCUAGCUGCUGCAUUCGUCAAUGGCUUUGUUAAUAUGGGUUUUGGUGUAGAUAAAAUGAUGACAGAUGCAGAUGAGGCCAAUAGAUGGUUUUACAAAAACAAGGAUUAUGGAAUGAUGUCGGCCGCAGCUAGUCAGGGUUUAAUAUGGAGGUGGGAUAUUGAUACUGGUUUGGCGCAAUGUGAUCGAUUUCUUUACGUAAAUGACGAAUAUAUUAAGGCUGGUACACUUCUUGCAAUUGGAAUAAUAUCGUCUGGUAUACAAGAUCCUUGCGAUCCGGCGUCUGCUUUAUUACUUGACCAUUUGCCAUGUGAUCAACAUGUAGUGCAAAUUGGUGCUAUACUGGGUCUUGGUUUGGCUUAUGCAAAUUCUAAGCGUGAAACAGUCGUUAAAAAUGAUCAUGGAGGUGUUAUAUUUGAAAUGAGGCGAAUUCUUAAUGAUACAGUGCAUGUUUUAAAUAAUGAGGCGAGAGGAAUGUGUGGGCUAGCUCUCGGAUUUAUCUUAGUUGGUACUGCUGAUCAUGCUGUGGCAACUGAGUUAUUGCAAAUUUUAAUGGAGAAAAGUGCAAUUGAACUUCUAGAUUCAAAUAUGCGCUUCUUGGCUCUCGGCAUCGCACUUAUUUUCUUAGGCACGCAGGACAAGAGUGAAGUGUUUGUUGAAAGUUUACGUGUGUUGCCUGAACCAUUUGGAAGCAUGGUCUCUACACUUGUUGAUGUUUGUGCAUAUGCUGGUACCGGUAAUGUAUUAAAAAUCCAGAAAUUACUACACAUUUGUUCGGAGCAUUAUGAAACAAAAGAUACAAAAAAAAAGUCAAAGGAUGACAAAAAAAAGAACGAUUUAAUCGGCACUAGUGGUAAGAAAGAUGAUAAGAAAGAGGACGAUAAGAUUGACCAUUCAUCGCAACAAGCUGUCGCUGUUUUGGGAAUAAGUUUGAUAGCAAUGGGUGAGGAAAUUGGCGCACAGAUGAGCCUUCGAAUGUUUGGGCAUCUCAUGCGAUAUGGUGAGCCAGUGAUUAGACGUGCUAUCCCUCUAGCUCUAGCUCUUAUUAGCACUUCAAAUCCACAACUCUCAAUUUUGGAAUCGUUAUCGAAGUAUUCUCAUGACGCUGAUGCAGAAACUGCACACAAUGCAGUUUUUGCUAUGGGUUUGGUAGGUGCGGGUACAAAUAGUGCACGUUUGGUUGCUAUGUUAAGGCAGUUAGCUAGUUAUCAUCAUAAAGAUCAGGUAAGUCUUAUGCUGAUCAGAUUAGCACAGGGAUUAACUCAUUUGGGCAAAGGAACAGUGACGCUCAAUCCUUUCCAUUCAGAUCGUCAGUUAAUGUGUCCAGCUGCAGUUGCUGGUCUUUUUACUGCAUGUUUUGCAUUUUUAGAUGCCAAUAAUUCUGUUCUAAACAAUCGGCAACAUUAUUUAUUGUAUUCCUUGGUUUUGGCAAUGCAACCUCGAUUAUUGAUAACUUUGAUUGAGGAUGAAGAUGAUCCGAACAAAUUGAUUCAAAUUAAUGUUAGCGUGCGAGUAGGCCAAGCAGUGGAUGUUGUUGCUCAAGCUGGAAAGCCAAAGAUAAUAACAGGUUUUCAAACCCAUACUACGCCUGUUCUCAUGGCUUAUGGAGAACGAGCAGAAUUGGCGAAUGACGAAUAUAUAUCAAUGACACCUUAUCUAGAAGGCUUGGUAAUACUAAAAAAAAAUCCGAAUUACGAGUCGUUAGAAGCGAAAAAGUAA